GAUGCCUGAACAACUUUUCUGGGGUUGCUUUUCCUUGUGAAGAAAUCUCAAAGUUUCCUCUUUAUUUUUAUUUUUAUUCUUCCUCUCUAAAAUUAACUCAAAAACAAAGAAAGGUAAAGGGGAAAAAGAGAUGUCUUCUCCAAGCAAACGCCGAGAGAUGGACUUGAUGAAACUGAUGAUGAGUGACUACAAGGUGGAGAUGAUCAAUGAUGGCAUGCAAGAAUUUUAUGUUGAAUUCAAUGGACCAAAAGACAGUCCUUAUCAUGGUGGUGUAUGGAAGAUUAGGGUGGAACUCCCAGAUGCUUAUCCUUAUAAAUCUCCAUCAAUUGGCUUUAUAAACAAGAUCUAUCACCCGAAUGUUGAUGAAAUGUCUGGUUCAGUUUGUUUGGAUGUCAUCAAUCAGACUUGGAGCCCUAUGUUCGAUCUGGUAAAUGUCUUUGAAGUGUUUCUUCCUCAACUUCUUUUAUAUCCCAACCCAUCGGAUCCAUUGAAUGGAGAAGCUGCUGCUCUUAUGAUGCGUGAUCGUGCUGCCUAUGAACAAAGAGUUAAAGAGUAUUGUGAGAAAUAUGCCAAACCCGAAGACAUUGGAGCAAAGGCGGAAGAGAAGUCAAGCGACGAAGAGCUGAGUGAAGAUGAAUAUGCUGCCUCCGAUGAUGAGGAAAUCGCCGGAAAACCCGAUCCUUAAGCCAACAUAAGAUUACCCUUUUUUUUCCUAGAGAAAAAAUUGUGUGUUGUACAUUGAUAUUUUCAGGUCCAGGAAAAUUUGAAGUUGAACAAAAACUAUGAGGGGGGGACUUAUGGAAAAAAUUUCCAACCCCUUGUUUUUCUGUCUAUUUUCCAUGGAUGUUGUGUAAAUUAAAAUCAACUGUUUACUUAAAUAUUUUCAAACUUCCA
Molecule: messenger RNA, 894 nt
Organism: Gossypium raimondii (Peruvian cotton)
Lineage: Eukaryota; Viridiplantae; Streptophyta; Magnoliopsida; Malvales; Malvaceae
Product: ubiquitin-conjugating enzyme E2 4
Exons: 6
Coding region: 131-685 (184 amino acids)
Biological process (GO): protein polyubiquitination; ubiquitin-dependent protein catabolic process
Cellular component (GO): nucleus
Molecular function (GO): ubiquitin conjugating enzyme activity
Source: RefSeq, a predicted model, not a curated record